AUGGACAGGGUUGUAGAUUAUGGAAAUCCAGAUUCUUCUACAGGCAAGGAUGGAUUAGAUCCUGGGAUAAUAUCCUUCUCUAUGUGCAGAAAAACUAAGCUUGUGAUGGAUAGACCAAUGAAGAGGGAGAUCACCAAACUGUCUCCUUCUAUGCUGGUCCUGAACUUGGAAGUUGACAAUCUCCAACAAGACAUAAACAGCUAA
Molecule: messenger RNA, 204 nt
Organism: Dovyalis caffra
Lineage: Eukaryota; Viridiplantae; Streptophyta; Magnoliopsida; Malpighiales; Salicaceae
Source: the annotation of a GenBank genome assembly